AUGAGAAGGUACACUUUCUUCGAAAACUUGCGGCGCAGGGUAGUGGCCCUUGAAAUGAAGGAUGCGGGCUGGUCAAGGAUCGUCAAGGAGCUGAGGCUAGAUUUUGUCAAUAAGCAGCACCAACAGACUGCUGCACGGGCCAUUUUGAUUCAACGGGCGCGGCUUGAGCGGAUCUACAGCUCGCCGGGGCCGGAAAAGACCUGGAUCCUUUAG
Messenger RNA from Colletotrichum lupini, 213 nucleotides. RefSeq lists its product as uncharacterized. The transcript is spliced from 2 exons. The record is from RefSeq and is a predicted model, not a curated record. Lineage: Eukaryota; Fungi; Ascomycota; Sordariomycetes; Glomerellales; Glomerellaceae. Bases 1 to 213 code for a protein of 70 amino acids.